This is a messenger RNA of Culex pipiens pallens (northern house mosquito), 4569 nucleotides long. It is a transcript of the gene melt, whose product is annotated as protein melted. Gene Ontology annotation, cellular component: plasma membrane. The coding region runs from base 667 to 3834 and encodes 1055 amino acids. The record is from RefSeq and is a predicted model, not a curated record. Lineage: Eukaryota; Metazoa; Arthropoda; Insecta; Diptera; Culicidae. Gene Ontology annotation, biological process: regulation of signal transduction. Gene Ontology annotation, molecular function: phosphatidylinositol-5-phosphate binding. The transcript has 6 exons.
AAAGGUGCUGCCAAAGAAGAAGAAGAAUCGGUGGAGCAACAGUGUGGUGAGGUGUAAAGUUAUUUCUCCAACACAAACACGAAGGAGCGUGCGGCGGCCAGCGGGUUUUUGGGGGUGCGCGUGGUGGUGUGCGUACCAUCCGGACUCACCUGUCAACUUUCUAUCACAACACAGCAGCAGCAGCAGCAACAACAACCUGGACGGAGAGAUUCAACAAAGCUGCUUGCGUUGCUUGCUUCGAUGUGUUGUUGCUGUUGCAUGGCGAAUCCAGAUCCAGUGAAAUUCUGACACGCCGACGAGGCCACACCGCCAGAAUAGCUUCCAGACCGACCGCCAGCGCAAUGCACCCCGAUCGCUUGGUUUCGUUGGCCCACCGAUUGGCACUCCAUUAGUAGUCCCAAGUGAGAGGAAAAGCCGGCAUGUCUUCAACGUCGUCGCGGGAAACCCUCCAUCGUCGUCCGCGGUGUCACCCCAGAACGAACCAAGGCCGCAGUUUGUGAUGAAGCUAUUUUCAAGUGAGAUCACCGAAACGAGUCGCGGUGGGUCGUGUUCAAAAAUUAACGUCCAUGUUUGAAUAGUUCAACCCAAGUGCAGUGUGUGCAUGCGAGAGAGAGAGAGUGAAUCUCUAUUUAGUGAGUGAGUGAAGAAUUUAGAGUUGAUGCCAAGAUGCACGACCUGUUCACAACGGUUCUGUCCAAGCGGGACCUGUCGCGGGCCGGCGAACUCUUCUCGGUGGCCGACUACGAGAUCGUUAAUGACCUGAAUGAAGUGCUCGACGAAAUAUCCACGAUCAUCAGCCACGAGGACUACCUGCAGAACAGCAACGACCAGUCGGUGAUCGAGAUCUGCAUCAACCGCGUCACGUCAUGCAUCAAGAAGACCUGCACCAUCGAGAAGCACUGCGCCGGCCUGGUCGGGCUGCUCGAGACCUGCCUCAAGUACAACCUGAAGCCGUCCAGCCGGGAGUUGGACCCGCCCCACGCCAAGAUUUCCUCCGACAUCAUUUCGAGCAUCUUUCUGAACUACAACAAAAAGCACGUGAUGGAGGUGACACUGCCGGUGGCCGUCAAGUUCCUGAACAAGGGCAACCUGGAGUUGUCACGGAAUCUGGCAAGUUAUCUUUCGUCGGCGGCGAUCGAGUAUUCGUACCUGUUGUCGCCACACGUCGCCCUGAUUCUGGAAUCGCUGCUCAACGGUAACUACGGCCUGUGCCACGUGCUGUCGCAGAUUUACGAGGCUGCUCCCGAGCAGAUCAACGCCGAGGCCGAGCGAUUCGUCGAGAUCAUUCCCAAGUGUGAGCUGCAGGAGCAGAUUGUGAUCCUGCAGCUGUUGGUGGCGAUCGCCAAGAAUAAGCCGGGUUCGCUGGUUGAGUGCAUUCCACAGCUGUUUGAGUUGGCUCAGAAGGCGCCAAUUUCGACGGCGGUGAUGUUGGUGAUUUUGAAGUUGUCCGAGUUUAAGCCGAUCAAGAUGAGCGAGUACAGUGAGUCGGUGAAGAAUGUGGCGUUGGUGGUUCCGCAGACGAUCGGGUUUGCGGCGCAGAUCUUGUCAGCGAUUGGCAAAUCAAGCAAGGAUCGUGCCCAGGUGGCACUGGACUUUGUGUUGGAAUAUCUCCCGAAGGCGGAUCGACCGCUACAAACAAUCCUGCUCAACGAGGCCACCAAGUUGUGCACCAAAUAUCCGGUACUCUUCACCGACAAGGUCACUUCCGUGGUUCGGCAACGCCAGCUGAACAACAAUCAGAUCAAGCAGACACCCGGAGGAGUGACCAUAGUGAAUUUGAACUCUUCCGCGACCCUACCGGUAACGACAACGACUGCCACCACCGUAACAACCCCGCCAGUCACGCUGGACACGCGGCCAAUCUUUUCCAAAACGCCAAACGUGGCCGUGAUGACGUCGUCGACCGCCGCAACUCCAACAUCUGCUACCAGCAACGGUCACACGACGGUCAUCAACACCUCGAACGGAACCACCACGACCUCGACCUCGAUCCAUCCGGCGCUGCUGACGAACUUUAUGAACUCGGCAAAUAGCACGCCUGUCGCGGUUCCGCCGACGCCGCCCCACACGGGUUACACGAGGCGAGCGAAGCUGGGCGAUUCGAGGAGCACCGGCAGGUUGCACUCCGGUGGAGGUGGGAACAAAAGCAUGACCCGGUUAAACAUUGCCGGAGGAUCGGUUGGUGGACUGCACAAGUCGAUGACGCGGUUGAGCUCGUCGCAGUUGAUUGGACAGUACAACGGUGGUGAUAUCGUACUUGACGAGUCUGGCAAACCGCUACCUCCGUCCGGUCCGGGAACAAACAACCGUGCCAGUGUCAUCGACGGCAGCAGCAUCAGUGCCGGAGGUGGUUCCAACUCGAACAGCAAUAUCCUGAACAGUCAUUCCAGUGGCAACGUUGCGAUUGCGUUGGCCGCCAACAAAAACAACAGCGUGGCCAACUUCAGCUCGCCGGUUCCACCCCCGCUGAGUCAGCACGUGAUGAUCACCGGAGAGAACAAGUGGGGCAUUCCGCAGACGAAGAUCACCUCGGGAGGUGUAACGGUGACGACUUCGCCAACGCGCGGACAACGACCGUACUCACAGGGACCAAACACGCUUAUGGGAUCGGCUGGAGCGCUGGGGAAGAACUCACUCGGCGGGUUGAACCAGUCGACGGGGUCGAUCGGGAUGGUUCAGGUUCAUCAUGCUUCACCGGCAUCGCCGACAAUGUUCAACAACCAUUCCCAGCAGACAUCGCCCCAGCUGACAACGCACUCGUUAGACUCGAAUGAAGACUCGGGGAACCAGGUGAGUGUUUCCGGUCCGGCGACGAAGGUCACCCCGAGAAGGAACGACAACCGAAGUGUGACACUGCUCAACGCAGGGACGGUCAAUCAGCGAAUGAGCGUGUUUGAACCUUACCCAAUGCGGGACACGAUCCAACACUUUUGCGAGAAGCAUCUGGACAAGAUCAAAGCCUUCACGGAGAGCGUUGCCCAGCGAUUGCCCCCGCCGGCCAAGUGUAUCAUCGAGGAACGUCGCGCCAAAAAGACGGCCAAACUGCACUUUGCCUGCCAAGUCCGCGGCCCGCACUGUCUCUACUCGCGGACCAUGUUCACCAUGCGGACUCGCAACCCGCGAACCUGGAUUCACCUGAUGUUCCUUGACCUCCAGGCCCGUGCCCCGCAAAACGCUCUCAGCAGUUGGGAUCCGAGCGUGAGUCGACUCAAGCACUGCUGGGACACGCUCAAGUGCGAGACACGAACCUUCAUCACGCUAGUCACGAGCGCCUUCCCCAACGUCAAGGAGCAAGAAGCGUUGGUCAACGAACUUCGCAACGCGGGCUUCUUCGACGUGUUCGAGCUCGGUGCCGUCAGCAGCACGCCGGAAGGGGCCAGCACCGAGGAUCUGCAGUUCCAGUGGGGCUGCUUCCUGUGCAACCACCCGGAAAAGGCGAUGGGAUUCCUGCACGGCAACAAUCAACCGGUCAUCGAGGGGCAGCUCAAGGAAAAGAAGGGCAAGUGGCGGUUGUUCCGACGGUGGCGCACCCGCUACUUCACCCUGUCCGGAGCGCAUCUGUCCUGCAAGGGAUCGACCGGCGGCGAAAGCAUCGACGUGAACCAGAUCCGGUCGGUGAAGGUGAGUCGCGGGGCGCGCAACAUUCCGAAGGCGUUCGAGAUCUUCACCGGCGAUCAGACGUUGAUACUGAAGCCGAAGGACGGGAACAAGGCGGAGGAGUGGGUGCAGUGCUUGAGUAUCGUGCUGGCGCAUUCGCAGGCCCGUGACAGUCCCACGACCCGCACCAACAGUCUCCCGGCACGAAGCCUCGGCAACAGUCGGACCGUGUUCUAGGCUAAACAUAUCACAUUUUACGCAGCACCCUUAACGAACGUGAAGACUUAUGGAAUAUCGAGUACUUAAUGUUGUCACAUCCUACCUAUAGAAUCAGCAUUUCCUUCCACAUUAAGGUCAAUAGGAAUCAAACAAGCCAAUCAAAACAUGAAUGUUACUUAAUUUAAGGACAAUCCGUCGUCGCCGUGAUGAUAAGUAAAGUAUAUUUAAAGACAUAUGAUAACAACUAAGAGCAAUGAACGUUACUAGCCAGUUAGGAUACUUAAAGUGUAAGCAGCCAAACAAGAGUAAAAAAAAAUCUAACGUGUCAAUUUAAAAUUGAUUUCAAGUGAGAAGCAUCAUAAAAAUGCGAAAUACUAUCAUAACUUUUAACGAACCCCCGUUUUGCAUCAAGUUAUCUCGUGAAUUCUAUUUAUUGGUAAAUUUUCGACCUGGUCUUCCCACUUCCCUCGUUUCUAUUAACUAGUGAGUAUGUCACGUUGACGUUUUACAUGUCAAGAAUAAGAAGAUUCGAAUUGUUAAGUUUUCUAUGCCCUAUAAUUAAAAAUAACACCUCUACCACAUAUCGAAGCAACCCUUGAGCAUGAAUGUACCACGCGGCCGCUGAUAUUGUUCGAAACAAGCCGUUUUGAUAAACUAAAAUUACAAAAAAGAAAAACUGAGCAGAUUACUCUAUUUAUUACAUGGAUAAAAGUGACAGUAAAUUAAUCAAUUGAUAAAUGUUGACAAAAAUAA